CUAAAAGAAAAAUAAGGCCCCUUAGCAAUAUGAGAGAAUUUACCAAUAAUUUAGUUCUCAGCUGAACGUGAGCCAAGGAACAACGGACAAGGCAAAGUAUUUUUCUCCGUUAGAUUACUGAGACUUAACGAACAAGGGCAAAGGACGAGUAUUUUUCGCCGUUAGAUUACUGAGAUUUAAGCAUGGGACGUCGCAAGUCCAAGCGCAAGCCGCCGCCAAAGCGUAAAAACAUCCAGAGUCUGGAAAAGCAGUUUAAUUGUCCUUUUUGUAAUCACGAGCGUUCCUGCGAUGUCAUAUUGGACAAAUUAAGGAAGGUAGGUCGCAUUAUAUGUCGCGUAUGUCAGGAAUCCUAUCAAACGACAAUCAUAUCCCUAUCGGAACCAGUCGACGUCUAUAACGACUGGAUUGAUGCCUGUGAGGAGACAAAUUAGAAUAAGAGCGAAGAAAAACCCACCAAUUUACACAAGUGUACAUACUACAUAAUAUAGUUAUAGCUCAGAAAGUUUUUGUAACGCCAACAACGAAGUCGCGCCUCGGAUUACCAAGGGAUACACAUAUUCACAACUUUAUAAUGGACAUAUUUUAGGCGAAUCAAAAUACUUUUUAGUAAUCCUCGAAAGUAUGCAGUAUACGUCUUGGUCUAGUCGCAAUUUUAAAAAACACCCUGCGCAGCCUAAAGAUAUGCUUUAAGGUCGUGCAUUCUCCGGUUCGGAUAAGAAAAUGUUUCCCAAAUAAAAUGAUAGAAUACAA
Molecule: messenger RNA, 750 nt
Organism: Drosophila virilis
Lineage: Eukaryota; Metazoa; Arthropoda; Insecta; Diptera; Drosophilidae
Product: transcription elongation factor 1 homolog
Biological process (GO): transcription elongation by RNA polymerase II
Cellular component (GO): transcription elongation factor complex
Molecular function (GO): RNA polymerase II complex binding
Source: RefSeq, a predicted model, not a curated record